Messenger RNA from Ahaetulla prasina, 4353 nucleotides. It is a transcript of the gene ARHGAP18, whose product is annotated as Rho GTPase activating protein 18. Gene Ontology annotation, molecular function: GTPase activator activity. The record is from RefSeq and is a predicted model, not a curated record. Gene Ontology annotation, cellular component: cytoplasm. The transcript is spliced from 15 exons. NCBI's taxonomy places the organism in Eukaryota, Metazoa, Chordata, Lepidosauria, Squamata, Colubridae. Gene Ontology annotation, biological process: signal transduction; regulation of actin filament polymerization; regulation of small GTPase mediated signal transduction. Bases 98 to 2137 code for a protein of 679 amino acids.
GCCUUCGAGGGGAGGACCCGAGAGAGCAGGAACUUCGCGGAGCGCCUCUUGUCUUUUUUCAUGUUGGCGGCAGAACCAUUAUGCUCUCGCUCCCAUCAUGAGCCGCUGGUCUACUUCCCAAGGAGUCGUCCUAACAGCGUAUCAUCCCAGCAGCAGUAGCCGCCGACGCCGCGGCGACGAGGACGGCCAAGAGGCGCCGGGAGCCGAUGCCGAGGAAAAUGCCGAGGCGUCCCCCUUAAGCCGGAGGUCUGGCCAAUAUACAAUGAAUCAUGAUAACUCUAAGAAGCCUUCAGGGAAGCUCCCUUGCGAGCAUUCAGGAUCUCAAGAUUCACUUGAUGAAUUAUCCAUGGAUGACUACUGGAAAGAACUUGAAAAUAUCCAUGAAACAAGAAGUGGCAAUCAUGAAGAACGUGACCUGGUUGUGGUGAAAGAACCUGAUGAGGGUGAAUUAGAAGAAGAGUGGUUAAAAGAAGCAGGUCUGUCCACCCUCUUUGGUGAAGCUGCUGGAGAUUCCCAUGAAAGCAUGGUGGUUUUGGCUACCUUGACAAGAACUCAGGCUAUAGCAGUGCAGAAGCGAGUCGAUACUGUCACCCAGACAAUGAGGAAGAAAAACAAACAGUACCAUGUUCCUGAUGUGAGAGAGAUCUUCAAGCAACAAAAUGAAUCAAUGGUAAAAGAAUCCAACAUUGAUCACCAGCCUGUAAGAGCAGAAAGGAAAAAAGAAAGUUCACAAGAAGAUGCCAAAGAAGCAUAUGGUCAACAUAUUGAUAAUUGUCCAAGAGAAGAUUUGCAACCAGCUGAAACAGACAUUAAUUUGGAAAUAUCAUUUUCUGAACAAGCAGUUAAUCUCAAAAAUAACUCUGUAAGUGAUGUGUUAAAAGGCAAAGAAGAUGACACUCUGCUUCCUAACUUCAGAUUUCCGAAGGACAAAACGGGUACAACAAAAAUAGGAGAUCUUGCACCUCAGGAUAUGAAGAAAAUCCAUGCUUUGGCCCUGAUUGAACUGACUGCUCUUUUUGACAUACUUGGAAUUGAACUGAAGCCACAGAAGGCAGCAAAAAGUAAAGUGAAAGAAUCUGGUCUUUUUGGUGUUCCACUCUUGGUUUUGCUAGAACAUGAUCAAAAGAGAAUUCCAGGUAUCCGGACACCACUUAUCUUUCAAAAACUCAUUUCUCAGAUAGAAGGGGGAAAGCUGGAAACAGAGGGAUUGCUUCGAAUACCAGGAGUUGCUGCUAGAGUAAAGAUCCUUUGCCAAGAGCUAGAAUCAAAGUUUUACGAAGGGACUUUCAAUUGGGAUAGUGUCAAGCAACAUGAUGCAGCCAGCCUUCUAAAAUUUUUCAUCCGAGAAUUGCCACAACCCUUGUUUACUGUAGAGUAUCUUAAGGCUUUCCAGGAUGUGCAGAAGCUUCCAACCAAGAAACAUCAGCUGCAAGCACUGAAUCUUUUGGUUCUUCUUCUUCCAGAGGGAAACAGAGAUACACUCAAGGUGCUGCUUGAAUUUCUUCAAAGAGUGAUCGAUCAUCGAGAUAAAAACAAGAUGAACCUAAAGAAUGUUGCCAUGGUUAUGGCUCCAAACCUCUUCAUGUUUCAUGGUUUGGGUGCCAAGCCCACAGAACAAAGCGAGUUUGUUAUGGCGGCUGGGACAGCAAAUGUCAUGCGCUUUAUGAUUAAAUACCAGAAUCUUCUUUGGACUAUUCCUACGUUUCUUGUGAACCAAGUAAGAAAGCAGAAUGCUGAAAGUCAGAAAAAGGAACGAAAGGACAAAGCAAUGAGAAAACUUCUGAAAAAAAUGGCAUAUGACCGAGAAAAACAUGAGAAGCAAGAUAAAAGUAACAGCGAUCAAAAGAGUGGCAAUGAUGCCGAUAUUCCAGAGGGAGUAAUACGGGUUCAAGCACCUCAUCUUUCCAAAGUUUCCAUGGCAAUUCAGCUGACAGGAGAGCUAAAAGCUGGCGAUAUCGUUGCCAGGUUCCUCAGCCAGAAAAGUGGAGCUGUACAAGGUUUGAAGAAAGAAGAGCUGUUUUUACAUGAAGUUGGAGGAAACAUUGGUGAACGAUGCCUAGAUGACGACACUUUCAUGAAGGACUUAUAUCAGCUGAACCCAAAUGCCGAAUGGAUUAUAAAAUCAAAAAAUGGCUGAAGUUCUGAAUCUGUAAAGAGACUUUCUGCAACACUGUGAUAUUCAGAUGCAGCAAAAUAAAAAGACGUUGAAUUCAUUUGAGACUUAGAUGAGUUACCCUGCUGAGGAGUAUCGUGCUACAGAGUCCGCCUUCUGCUUCUCUCAAGUAAAGGACAGCUACUGCAGCAAAAUUAACAGGACAGGAAGCUUUCCAAUCUCACUGAUUUUGUUGGAAGGGACCAACUCUGCAGUUCUUGUUAUAAACACCACUGUGCCUUUGGUAUGGUCCACUGGAUUAUUAUUUUCUUCAGGUUGCUCUUGUUAGAGCCAGCACCAGUUUUCUUAAUAAAGACGUGUAUUUAAAAAUAUGUAUAAGGAAAGUAUUUCUUCAUUGGUUCAGAACAUCUUCAACUGUACUUUACUGUCACAGGGGAUGGUGGUGUGGUGUAAUAUGCACCAUUAACAUUAAACUGGCAUUUGUUUGUUUAUACUAGCUCGGUAACCUGAAACAAUGUUCCCUUGUUAUCUCCAGGAAUAUAUUUAUUGAACAUAAUGUGAAUGAUUUGAUAUAGCUUUCUUUACUGGGUGGUACUUCCCAAGAUCAGUAAUAAAAAUGGCAGGAAAAUGAAGAAUUGCAUGAAAUCGUGUCUCUUCUUUUUUCUGUACAUCAAAGGUAAUCCUAAGGAGUUAUCUACCAUCUUUUAAUCCUAAUGAGUUUCAUUUGAUGUUUGUUUAAUAAGCAUAAGACAAAAUAAGAUGCAAUAUGCAGUCAAAGAUCAGGUAUUCACACUUUGCAAUUUAGACCUGUCAAUGAAUACUCAGAAUAUUUAAAUGCUCCUAGUGCGCUGUCUAUUCAUUUCACUCUUGAUCUAAUUUGUAUCUAAGAAUUCUGGGAUUUGUAUAGGUAGUCUUCAUUUAGCGACCACAAUUGGAACCAACAACUUGUUAAGUCAAGUGAUCACCGAGUGAAACCAUUACGAUCUUACUUCAGCUUUCUUUUUCUGCAUAGAUCUAUGAAUGCAUGGAUUGGUCAUAAAGUUGUAAAUGCAUGGAUUUUUCAUUACUGUCAUAACUGUUGAUGGUUACUAAAUGGGGCAGUUGCUAAAUGAGGACUACCUAUAACGCCAACAUACUUUGUGGAUGCCAGAUUGCAAAGGCUGAAAAACUAUGGAUUUGUCAACAAAAAUGGGUGCUUGUCCCGUGGUCUAAGAGCUGUCUCUAAAAGCCAUGGGGUCCCAAGACACUCACCAAACCUCUCCCCAACCUGUAAGUUUUAGUUUAUUGGAAAUGAAAAAUCAUUAAGUACAUUGGCACUAAUUGUACUGACUAUAUUUAAUGUAAGUUAAAUUCAUACUCAAGUAAAUAUACAUUUUGGCCAUUUAUUUUCCUAUUGUACACUUUGAAGUGUUAUUCAAAGUUUUAGAUGUGACUCUUUGACUAGAAAACAAAACAUGCUCCUUGUCCUAGAAAGAUUCAUAGUCAAUAUUAUAUAAGCCCAGGAUAUUUAUUUACAGUGAUUUAUCUAAGAAAUUUUGUUUAUUAAGAAGGAGGGUAUUGAAGCACAAUAGAUAGUUAAAUAUUAACCUUAAUGCCUUUGAAUUAUAAAUUCUAAUUUUGAUACUUAUGUAUUGCUUUCCAUAUGUUGUUACCCAUUCUAGACAGUUGAAGCUGCCUGAAUGAUACAUAACUUAAAAUAUGGCUACCCUAAAUUGAAGAGAUUAAGAGGAUUUAUAAACAAACAUACAACAUGUGUUUAUCCCAGGCAAUGAUUAACCUGCUAGAAGCGGAUCUCACGUGAGAGUGUGCCACAGUUGAAUACAUGACCAUACAGGUUUGGUCUUUUGCUCUUCAUAAAACAAAAGUCAACAGAGCUUUACACUUUUUUUUAGAAAUAUAAAACAAUAAUUCCCCAGAGAAUUUAUUAAGUAUGAAAAAGAAUACACUUUUUUUUAAUGCCUGCGUUCCUCAUGAUAGCAUUUUUACCAAUUUGUUGGGUCCUUGAUUUUAUCAUUCUCGGGCUUUGUGAAUUGAGAAAGUUGUAUCUCAUUUGCUAUUCAGCGGCAAAUAAAAGGUUUAUGAAUUGCAGAGAAAUUUGACCAGAAAUCCUUCACUGGGAUUUGGUAAUUGUGAUAUUCCCUCUUAAUCUAGUCUCCCACCAACUGUGUAAAUCUAAUUAGUAGGAAAGGUCAUGUGAACAUGCCAAAAAGGACAAAAAUGGAAUCAUAAUGGUAACCAAC